CUGUGCAGCUGAGCUGGGCUGGACCUGCCCUCUGGAGCGCCCCCUGCUUGCUACCUAGGAGUUCUAACCAAAACCAAACCAAUCUGGUUGACCAUCUGGAAAGAGAUGACCAGAUGGCACAGAAUUUGAGGAAGACGCCCCGCAGGCCCAGCUAGGCCCGGACCUCGGCUCCAUGCGGCUCACGCGCUGCCACGCCGCCCUGGCGGCCGCCAUCGCCUUCAACCUGCUGGUGUUCUUCGUGUUGUGGCUGCAGCCCCAGCCCAGGAGCUGGCGGGCCCGGGGCCCCCGCCGAGGCCCCGCCGCCGGGCCCCGCGUCACGGUGCUGGUGCGCGAGUUUGAGGCCUUCGACAACGCGCUGCCCGAGCUGGUGGACUCCUUCCUGCGGCUGGACCCCGCGCAGCCCGUGGUGGUGGCCGCCGACCGGCUGCCCUACCCGCCGCUAGCCCUGCCCCGCGCCCCCGGCGUGCGCCUGGCCCUGCUGCAGCCCGCCCUGGACCGGCCGGCCGCCGCUGCGCGCCCCGAGACCUACGUGAGCACCGAGUUCGUGGCGCUGGUGCCCGACGGGGCGCGCGCCGACAGCCCGGGCCAGCUGGAGCGCAUGGCGGACGCGCUGCGCGCGGGGGGCGCCCGCCUGGUGGCCGUGCCCGUGGCCUCGGCCAACCCCGCCCGCUGCCUGGCCCUGAACGUCAGCCUGCGCGAGUGGACGGCCCGCUACGGCCCCACCGCCCCCGGCCGGCUCUGCGACGCCCUGGACGGGGACGCCGUGGUGCUCCUGCGCGCCCGCGACCUCUUCAACCUGUCGUUGCCCCUGGCCCGGCCGCUGGGCACCGGCCUGUUCCUGCAGACGGCGGCCCGCGGCUGGGCGGUGCAGCUGCUGGACGGGGCGUUCGCCGCGGCGCGCCAGGCCCCGCUGGCCACUGCACACGCGCGCUGGAAGGCAGAGCGCGAGGGGCGCACGCGGCGGGCGGCGCUACUGCGGGCGCUCAGCAUCCGGCUGGUGGGCUGGGCGGGCGGGCGACUCGAGUGGUUCGGCUGCGGCAAGGAGACGGCGCGCUGCUUCGGGACCGUGGUGGGGGACACGCCGGCCUACCUGUACGAGGGCCGCUGGACGCCGCCCUGCUGCCUGCGCGCGCUGCGGGAGACGGCGCGCCACGUGGUGGGCGUCCUGGAGGCGGCGGGCGUGCGCUACUGGCUGGAGGGCGGCUCGCUGCUGGGCGCAGCGCGGCACGGCGACCUCAUCCCCUGGGACUAUGACGUGGACCUGGGCAUCUACCUGGAAGACGUGGGCAACUGCGAGCAGCUGCGGGGCGCGGAGGCGGGCUCGGUGGUGGACGAGCGCGGCUUCGUGUGGGAGAAGGCCGUGGAGGGCGACUUCUUCCGCGUGCAGUACAGCGAGAGUAACCACCUGCAUGUGGACCUGUGGCCCUUCUACCCGCGCAACGGGGUGAUGACCAAGGACACGUGGCUGGACCACCGGCAGGACGUGGAGUUCCCCGAGCACUUCCUGCAGCCGCUCGUGCCCCUGCCCUUCGCCGGCUUCGUGGCGCAGGCGCCCAACAACUACCGCCGCUUCCUGGAGCUCAAGUUCGGCCCCGGCGUCAUCGAGAACCCCGAGUACCCCAACCCGGCGCUGCUGAGCCUGGCGGGAAGCGGCUGAAGCCCGACACCCCGCGCUCCUGCCAUCAGGGGAGGCGCCUUUGGUGCAUGGGGCCCAUGUGCUGGAGAGAGAAGGGAAGGGACCCUGAGAGACACCAGACAGGGAAGUGUCGUCUGAAGCCACACACCCCAGUCCUGGGUGGGGGUAGGGUGCAGCAGUAGCUAAUGGGACUUGCAUGGGACAAGCAGCACCAGAGCUGAGCGCUGUUCUGAUUCAGAUAAGUCGGUAGGGCCGGCGAGACAGUUCGCCUGGCAGUGCACGCACUGCGGCCUGCACGCUGCUCAGAUUGGAGCUUGCCCCCACCAGACUGCAGAAAGCUUGGGUGCUGUGCUUUUCUUUCCUUCUCAUCCUCUCUGAAACAAAGUGGGCUGGAGUGGUCAACUACCGACCAAAAUAAUAAUUAUAAUAAAUGAAAAUGAACCCACAUGCAUAAAGGGUCCCAAAUGGUCCUGCCCACCCGGUAGUAAUGGCUCCAUGCGAGUCCAUUCCGGGUUCUCCCAGUUAUGGCAGGUGCCGCUGGCCACUGGUGGCUGAGCCAGGGAUGCCUAACAUCCUACAGGGUCCAGGACGUCAAAGACCACCCUACCCAAGAUUUAACCCAAACCCCAGGCUCCAGAGUGGAAAACUUCCAGAAUCUGGAUAAGAGAAUGCAGUUUCUGAGACCAGACUGCCAUAAUACAGAUCCCGGCUCUCCCACUUACUAAGUAGGUGGGUCAGGGUGCGUGUCUCAUCUCUGUGCCUCAGUUUCCUCCAGGACUCAGGGAGCACUCUCCCUCCCUGGUGUCUGGUUGUUGCAACCCCCUCUGUCACCAGAGGACACACCUGUUCCGUGGUGGUCAUUGGCAGGUGCCGCUCCUGGAUCCGAACUCACGCUUAGUGACCAGCACCCAGCUAUUUUAGCCCUGCCUUGCCAGGCGGCCUAAUCACUCAGACCUCACAUGGACUGAGCACCCACUAUGUACCUACCAGGAGUCCUCAUUCUCUGAUGACGUGGGUUUACUUGGUUCUCACCUCAGCCCUCCAGAGUGAGAGUUGCUCUCAUCCCCACUUUAAAAAUGAGGAACUGAGGCCAAAAUGGUAAAGUCUCAUUUGUCCAUUGUCAUAUAGCUGGGGAAGUGGCAGAGCUGAGGCCUGAACCCAGGCUGAUAGUGUGGACUCCACAGCAACCCCAGUGUGUCUGUCCUUCACUGUCACUAAUAAUGGCUCUUCAGAAGGGCUCUGGGGACUGACUCCAUGCCACCUAGCAGAACACUCCUAAUCACACACCCCACCUUUUACAUUUUUUAUUUUAUUGAAUAAAGGCAGAGAUUGAGAUGAAAAGGGGAGCUAGAAAGGGAGAGAAGAGACACCUGUAGCACUGCUUCACUGCUUGUGAAGCUUCCCUCCUGUAGGUAGGGGCUAGGGGUUUGAACCUGGGUCCUAGCUCAUGGUAAUUUGUGCUUAAAUAGGUAUUCCACUGCCAAGUUUCAUUUUGUUGUUGGUUUUUUUUUUCCCCAGAGCCCUGCUCAGCUCUGGUUUAUGGAGGUUUUGGGGACUAAACCCGAGAUGGCAGAGACUCAGGCAUGAAAGUCUUGCAGAACCACUGUGCUAUCUCCCCUUUCUGUGCCCGUCCUUAUUUAUUUAUUCCUUUUUUGUUGCCCUUGUUUUAUUGUUGUUAUUGAUGUCGUUGUUGCUGGAUAGGACAGAGAGAAGUGGAGAGGAGGGAAGACGGGGGAGAGAAAGACAGACACCUGCAGACCUGCUUCACUGCCUUUGAAGCGAUUCCUCUUCAGGUGGGGAGCUGGGGGCUUGAACCAGGAUUCUUACUCUGGUCCUUGAGCUUUGCUCCACGUGUGCUUAACCGGCUGCGUUACCGCCGGACUCCGGCUCCUUUUUUUUUUUUUUUUUGCCUCCAGGGUUAUUGCUGGGGCUCAGUGCCUGCACCAUGAAUCCACUGCUCCUGGAUGCCAUUUCCCCUUUUGUUGCCCUUGUUGUUGUAGCCUUGUUAUUAUUGUUGUUGAUGUUGAUGUCAUUCGUUGUUGGAUAGGACAGGAGGGGAAGACAGACGGGGAGAGAAAGAUAGACACCUGCAGUCUUGCUUCAUUGCCUGCAAAGAUACUCCUCUGCAGGUGGGGAUCCGGGGGCUCAAACUGGGUUUCUUAAGCUGGUCCUUGUGCUUUGCGCCACGUGCGCUUAACCAGCUGCACUACCGCCUGACUCCCGCCCCUCCUUUUUUAAAGGUUUAUUUUCAGCUGACAAGACAGCUCACUUGCUUUGUCAUGUAGCUCGAACCCAGCCCUCACUACACCCAAGGAAACUUUAAUGCUAUGGUGUCUUUCUAUCUGAAAAACACAUCAACCUGGAGCAGUGAAGCUCCAGUGAUAACCAAGAAAAGAUUUAUUUAUUUAUUUAUUUAUUUAUUUAUUUCAUAUGAGAGAGAAGCCAGAGCCCUGCUUCAGCACACAGGGUGCUGGGGGAGGGAGGGUGAAUUUGAACCAGGGAGCUUCAAGCACGCAAGUCCUGCACAGUACGAGCUGAGCCAUUUCUUCAGCUUUCACAUUUAAGAAGUGUCAGGACUUGUACCUUUCAUAUGCAUUAUUUACUUAAAAGAUUUAGUUGAAAAAAAAAAGAUUUAGUUGGGUGGGGGUAGGUAGCAAAAUGGUUAUGCAAAGAGACUCAUGUCUGAGGCUCCAAAGUCCCAGGUUCAAUCCCCCAUACUACCAUAAGCCAGAACUUAGCAGUGCUCUGGUGUUUCUGUGUCUUUCUCUGCAUCUCUCUCAAAAAUUAAAUAAAUAAAAGAUUUAGUUUAGUGUGUGUGUGUGUGUGUGUAUGAGAGAGAGAGAGAAGCCAGAGUAUCUGAUAUGUGCAGUGCUGGGGAUGGAGUCAGGAACCUUGAGCAUGAAAGCCUGAUGCUCUAACAGUUGAGCUGUCUCCCCAGCUGCACGUAUUGUUGAGAAACUAUACAGGUACAACUCUCAGUCUGGAUGCUCCUGAGAAGGCUUGAACUGUCCCAGUUUCACAGGGAAAAUACACAGGUUUUGGGCCUGGGUGGUGGCAUACCUGGUUGCAAUGUGCAGACCCAGGUUCAAGCCCCCAGUCCCCACCCAUAAGGGGAAGUCUCAUGAGUGGUGAACUAGGUCUGCAGGUGCCUCCUUUCCUCUUGCUAUCUGACUGUCUCUAUCAAAUAAAGAUGAUAAAAAACAGUAGAGAUUUUUUUUUUCUGCUUAGCUUAUCCUGAUUGUUUGUUACCUGCUCAGCUCUGGCUGAUGAUGGUGCUGAGGACUGAACCUGGGACCUCAGAACCUCAGGCAUGAGGGUCUUUUGCUGUCUCCCCAGCCAGCUCCUCCUCAAUGACUUGACCACUCAGGAGUGUGUGCACACCUGGCUUUUGAGACCGUGAAUUUUUGUUUGGUUUUGUUUUGUAAUUUUUGCUGUUAGAGCCUCAUGCCUUCGUGAUUCCACAGCUCCUACAGACAUUUUUUUCUUUCAAUAUGGGGGGGGGGUGGUUAGGAGGAGGAGAGACCAUAGCACUAUUCCUCUGCUCAUGAUGCUUCCCCUAUGCAUGGUGCGCCCAUGUGGUUCUGGAGGCUUAAACCUUAGUCCUCAGUCAUGAUAAAGCUUAUGAUAGGGUAAAAAAAAAAGGGGGGGGGGUCUGGGUAGUGGCACAUCUGGUUGAGCACACAUUACAGUACACAAGGACCUGGGUUCAAUCUCACCUAUAGGGGGAAAUGCUUCAGGAGUGAUAAAGUGGUGCUACAGGUGUCUGUCUGUUAAUCUCCUUUCUCUCUGUCUCCAAAAUAAAUAAGAUAUUCUUAAUGUAAUUAUCUUUAUUGGAUAGAGACAGCCAGAAAUUGAUAGGGAAGGGGGUGAUAAGAGAGGGAGAGGGACGCCUUCAACACUGCUUCACCACUCGAAAAGCUUUCCCCCAACAGGUAAGGAUGGGGGUUGGGGGGCUCGAACCUGGAUCCUUAUGCAUUGUUUUUUUUUAUUAUUAUUUUCCCCUUUUGUUGCCUUUUUUAAAAUUGUUGUUGUUGUCGUUAGAACAGAGAGAAAUGGAGAGAAGAGGGGAAGACAAAGAAAGACAAGACACCUGCAGACCUACUUCACUGCCUGUGAAGCGACUCCCUUGCAGGUGGGGAGCCGGGGGCUCGAACCGGGAUCCUUACGCCAGUCUUUACGCUUGGAGCCGCGUGCGCUUAACCCGCUGCGCUACCAUCUGACUCCUGUCCUUGUGCAUUGUAAUGUGUGCUCAAUCAGGUGUGCCACCACCUGGCUCAAUUAUAUAUGUAUGUGUAUGUCUAUAUAUAUAUAUGUUUUUUUCUUUGAAGGCUCUGAAAGAGGAGGGGCUCAUGUUCAUAGCUAUGCACUGCUACACCUACUGUGAACUUGGGCCACCUGAUUCUGCACUCCAGAACUCCAGCACUGCAGAACUAAACAGGAAUGGGAGCAGUAGCCAAGAGCUCCUACCCUACUUGGGGGGUGAGACAGCUGGGAAUUCACUGAUAAUGAAGUCUGGAGUCAGGGCAGGGUGUGACUUCUGAUUUGACCACCCAGGUUUUUUCUUGUCUAGUUUUAACAUUGUUUUACAAAAGUGUAAGAUUUCAGCAGCCUGGGAAGUGGCGCAGUGGAAAAAGCACUGAACUCUCCAAGCAUGGGGUCCUGAGGUCAACCCCCAACAUCAACAAGUGCCAGAGUGGUGCUCUGGUUCUCUCUCCAUCUCCGCUCUCAUACAUAAAUAAAUAUACCCGCAAGUCAUAUAGUUUCAUACAUAGGCAGCAAUACCACCAUGAGAGAUGCAGAACUAAAGGAAACUUCAUGGGGGUCUCUGUCUGUCUACCUGAAUGGAAAGGUGGUCAGGUGGUGGUGAAAUUGCACAUGCCUGAGGCCCGAACUCUGCAAAGAAAUGAAUAAAGAAAUGCAUUAUCUGAGCCCAA
Erinaceus europaeus (western European hedgehog) is the source of this 6570-nucleotide messenger RNA. It is a transcript of the gene FKRP, whose product is annotated as fukutin related protein. Gene Ontology annotation, cellular component: Golgi apparatus. The transcript is spliced from 3 exons. NCBI's taxonomy places the organism in Eukaryota, Metazoa, Chordata, Mammalia, Eulipotyphla, Erinaceidae. Gene Ontology annotation, biological process: protein O-linked glycosylation via mannose. The record is from RefSeq and is a predicted model, not a curated record. Bases 173 to 1657 code for a protein of 494 amino acids.